Messenger RNA from Balaenoptera acutorostrata (minke whale), 7358 nucleotides. RefSeq names its product zinc finger protein 717-like. Gene Ontology annotation, biological process: negative regulation of transcription by RNA polymerase II; regulation of immune system process; regulation of cytokine production. The record is from RefSeq and is a predicted model, not a curated record. NCBI's taxonomy places the organism in Eukaryota, Metazoa, Chordata, Mammalia, Artiodactyla, Balaenopteridae.
AUGAAUAAAACGCAUACGGGGGAGAAACCUUUCAAAUGCAAUGAAUGUGGGAAAACUUUCUCACAGAAGUCACAAUUUGCUGAUCAUCAGAGAACACACACAGGGGAGAAACCCUACAAAUGUACUGAGUGUGGAAAAUCCUUCUACUAUAAGUCAGCCCUACAAGUUCAUCAGGGGAAGCAUACAGAAGAGAAACCCUAUAAAUGUACUGAAUGUGGGAAAUCCUUCUGCUAUAAGUGCCUGAUUAUACAUCAAGUAUCCCAUACAGGAAAGAAACGCUAUGCCUGUAAUGAAUGUGGGAAAACCUUCUGUGUGAAGGCAAACCUCACUAAACAGAAAAUUCACAUGGGAUUGAAACCCUAUGAGUGUACUGAGUGUGGCAAAUCCUUCUCUACGAAUUCGAUCCUCACUGUACAUCAAAGAACUCACAUGGGGGAGAAACCCUACGGGUGCAAUGAAUGUGAGAAGUCCUUCUACAAAAAGUCGGCACUCACUAAACAUCAGAAAACUCACACGGGGAAACCACACAAGUGUAAUGCAUGUGAGAAAGCCUUCCUUAUGAAGUCGACCCUCAUUAUAUACCAGAGAACUCACACUGGGGAGAAACCUUUCAAAUGCAAUGAAUGUGAAAAGUCAUUCUAUGUGAAGUCGCUACUUAAUAUUCAUCAGAGAAAUCACACAGGAAAGAAACCCCGUGUAUGUAAAGAAUGUGAGAAAGCCUUUUCUAUGAAGUCAAACCUCACUGAUCAUCAGAAGACACACUCAGAAGAGAAACCCUACGAAUGUAAUGAAUGUCAGAAGACCUUUCACCAUAAGUCAACCUUAAGUGUACACCAGAGAACUCAUACAGGGGAGAAACCCUAUAAGUGUAAUGAAUGUGGGAAAGCUUUCUAUAUGAAGUCAGCCCUCAGUCAGCACCAGAGAAUACACACAGGGGAGAAACCUUACGAAUGUAAAGAAUGUGGUAAAACCUUUUUCCAGAAGUCACACCUCACUAAACAUCAGCGAACACACACAGGGGAGAAACCUUACGAAUGUAAAGAAUGUGGGAAAAAUUUCUUCCAGAAGUCACACCUCAUUGAACAUCAGAGAACACACACUGGAGAGAAGCCCCGUGAGUGCAAUAAAUGUGGGAAAUCUUUUAAGUCAGCCCUAACCAUACAUCAGAGGGCUCACACAGAGGAGAAACCUUAUAAAUGUAAUGUAUGUGAGAAGUCUUUCUGUAUGAAAUCACACAUCACUGUACAUCAGAGAACUCACACAGGGAAGAACCUCUUUGAAUGUAAUAAAUGUGGGAAAACGUUUUAUGUGAAGUCAAACCUCAAUCAUCAGAGGACCCACACAGGGGAGAAGCCCUAUGAAUGUAAGAGAUGUGGGAAAUCCUUCUGUAUGAAGUCAGCACUCAUGGUGCACCAGCGAACACACACAGGGGAGAAGCCCUAUGAAUGUAAUGAAUGUGGGAAAGCCUUCUGCAAGAAGUCAACUCUCUCUAAACAUGAGGUAAUUCACACAGAGAUACCCAAAGUGGCAGCAAAUAUGGAAAAUACUCCUGUGUAAAGUCACAUUUUGUCACACCUGAGAGAACUCACAGGAGAAACUGUAAGCUCUCUUAUAUCAGAGGACUUGUCAGGAGAGAGAUUCCCUGAGAACAUUAUUAGUAUCCACCUACAGAUCCACUAUAUGCUUCAGAGAAAUCACAGGGGAAAGGCAUCAGAAGUAUUAAAGCAUUUACGAAGUCACAACUUACUGAAUAUCAGAUAAUUGAUAUUGGAGUGAAACUGUAUAAAUGUUUUACGUACAAGUGUUUAAGAAGGAAACUAAACUCUACUAUAUAAGGAGUUAAUACUGAGGGGAAAUCUAUCAAUUUAGGAAAUAUGGAUACAUUUUUUUUUCCCUCCAGAAAUAAUGUAAUACUGGAAGUCAUGAUUCUCAUGUGGUACCAACUUUUGAAAAUGUGACCUAAGAUCUGUCUAAUGCUAAUGAUACUCGUUUUGUAAUAUGAAGCCUUUGGAAACACAGGUUGCAGCAGCAGAUUGACAGCAUUAGACACGUGAAGUGUACCUCAGGUAAGAAGGGUUAGGCGUGUUAGCAACAUACCUAUGUUGUGUGUUUGAUUUACAUGGUGGAUGUCAAAAUGGUUGUCAGUAGGAGAUAUCUCCCCAUAGCUUAAUAAUUAUUAUGACAGAUUUCUCACGCUAAAUGCCACCAGUGUUUGUAAUUUGGUAUACAGUAUACAUUUUAAGUGAAAUACUGACAGAUUUGAAGUACUGUACCACAACAUAUUAUUGAGAAAAUCAAAGUAUAGAAAACUGUCCAGCGUGCUACCUUUUGUGUAAGAAUUGAGAGGAUUCUCACACAUAUACACAAUUACUUAUUUUUGCAAAGAAGAACACUAGAAGGAUAAACUACAAACUAUCAAAUACCUAGGGAGGCAGAAGUGAACAGGAAGGUAGAGAUAGGGGUGGAAGCAAGGUUUCUUUGAUUUUACCUUUUUAUGGAAUUUUGACUUUUGAACAAAUGUAAAUGAUUUAUAUAUUCAAAAGUAAAAAUAAGACAUUCUGAAAUUGAGGGCUUCCCUGGUGGCGCAGUGGUUGAGAGUCUGCCUGCCAGUGCAGGGGACACGGGUUCGAGCCCGGGUCUGGGAGGAUCCCACAUGCCGCGGAGCAACUAGGCCCAUGAGCCACAACUACUGACCUGCGCGUCUGGAGCCUGUGCUCCGCAACAAGAGAGGCCACGAUAGUGAGAGGCCUGCGCACCGUGAUGAAGAGUGGCCCCUGCUUGCCCCAACUAGAGAAAGCCCUAGCACAGAAACGAAGACCCAACAUAGCAAUCAAUCAAUCUUUUUAAAAAAAUUUUGAAAUUGAAAACAAAUCAACUUAAUAUCAAAUUGGCAACUCAAUCACACAAAAGAAAUAAUUCUUUGAAGAAACUUCUGAACUCCAUAUUAUGACUAUACACCCUUAAUGGGAUGUGUUUAAGGACAAAAAGACCUGUAAAAAAUUAUAAAAUCAUCAAUUUUCUUAAUAAUAUUGGUAUUUAUUUGAAUCUAUUUUGUAUAUAUUGUAGGAUAAAGCAAAAAUAAAUUAUCAAAGUUACUAGGAAUCAAAACUUCCAGUUUAAAAGAGACAACCAUAAAAAUCAAAGAAUGUAUGUAAAACUCCCUAUAAUGAUAAAUAUAGAUUGAAAAUAUUGCUCAUUUGAAAAAUUAUGUAUUUCAUAGCUCUGUCCAGCAUUGCCCCCUCCAAGGCACCAGGACUCCCUGGAGAAAGAGCUGAGUCUAGGUCUGGGCCCUGAGUGUCCAGGGUGAGCCUGGGACAUCUUGGUCAAAAACCAAGGAAGCACGUGAAUGUCAAUGGGGAUGUGUCAGAGGUCAAAUGUGAGGUAAUUUGAUGGUCAGACAAAAUGACUGACUAUCACAUUUUAAUAAACAAUCCGAGUCUGCAGCUCAGUUCAUUUCCACCAUUGGAGGCAAAUCUUAAACUCCUUACUCUGUAAUUAGAACUAGGUUUUUACCCUGUCCUUUUUAGUAGGAGCAGCUUUUCAUCUCCAGUUGUGGGAAGACUUCUGUUGUAGAAAAAUGCCAGCUCAUAAAUGUAGAAGGACUGACUGCUAAUUUGCAAUCUCUGGUGCAUCUAGAUCAUUAGAUGGAAAGGAAGCGGUAUUUGUGUAGAGACAGAGUGUCCCCCACAGAUAUCUUACACACUGAAGCUGGGAAAAAUGAACCUGGACAAUUGAAUGAUUGCCCCACUUUAACCAAGUGAUCAAAUGAGCAGCAGUGACAUUAUGUUUUUUGAUUAGAUGUAAUAUGAAGUACUUACAUUGCACCGUGGAGUACUCUUACCAAAAUAUUUAAUGUGAAUCUAAUCAAGUGUUUAUUAGUCUUUAAGUUUACAGGAAACACAGGAGAUAGAGGAACAGCUUUUUUGGAGAAAACAAUCAGACAAAUCUGGAAUGCAGGGUAUUUUUCAAGACAGCUAGCCUGGUCUUCACAAGUCAGUGUCAUUUUUAAAAAGAAAUGCAGGGAAAGAUUUUUCGAUUCAGAGAAACUAAAGAGACAUGAUCAAAUGUAGUGCAUGAACCCUGAUUGGAUCCAAAAGACAUCUGGUUCAAAAAGACAUCUACGUAGAUACUUUGGAGAUAACUGGAGGAAAUUGAAUGUGGGAUGGGAAUUUGAUGAUAUUAGGGAACUAGAGUUAAUUUUCUUAAGUGAUAAUUGUGGUUAUGAAUGUGUUUCUGAGGACACAUUUGCUGACUGGAGAGAUGAGCUCUCAUGAUAUCUGCAGCAUUGAAGUGGUCCAGGGGAAAAAUGCAUAUAUAAGUAAAUGAAGUACAAAUAGCAAAAUUAUAGCAAGUGUUGAACUUAGUGGUAGGCACAUGAGUAUUCACUAUAUUUUUCUUAAAAGAGCUCUGAAAAUUUUUGUAAAAGGUUUUGGAAAAGUAUCACAUCACUUAUCUACUCUCUUACUGUCUUCUGGCAUACGUAUAUAAAAGUUCCCAUUGUUACUGAUUUGCUCUUCAAUAAAGAAACCAAACAAUGCCUUUCAAAAAAACAAAAAGUGUUUGUCUUGGGUUUAGCUGGUGUGAUGAAAAUGUCCACUAAAUAUGCAAAGGCGGGUACAGCACUGUUACCAGCACAAGCCUGUGUUCAGCAAUACUGAGAACAGCAGUGCUCCUUAUGCUAAGAAUUGUGCCAUGUGCACCCUUACUUUUCCUGCUUCUGGUGGGACUCUAAGGGCUACCUACAGAGGUACAGUGCUUGUAGCCCAGGCAUUAGGAACCCAGGAACCAUUUGCCUAAUAGGACACUGGGUACUGUGCCCUGAUUCUUGCUUUCUGCUUUUCCCUGUUUCCUGGCAGCAGGUUGGCAGGCUACUCUGCACUCCCUCCUUUUGGGAGAGCCUUGAUGUGGCCUGUUUUUCCUCCCCUCACCAGGGACUGUUUCUGGCAAUGGCCCAUAGGAUGUUUAGGGAAAAGUUCUGGGUGAUUUGAUAAGACAUGAGCAGAAUGGCAUUGUCUGUCCGGAUACAACCCUUUGGUUGCAUCUUUUUUAUUAUUAUUUAUUAUUAAUUGUUUUUGCCUGCGUUGGGUCUUUGUUGUGGCAGGUGGGCUCUUCGCUGUGGUGCCUGGGCUUCUCUCUAGCUGUGGUGCUCGGGCUCAGUAGUUGUGGCGCGCAGGCUUAGUUGCCCCAUGGCAUGUGGGAUCUUAGUUCCCCGACCAGGGUUAGAACCUGUGUCCCCUGCAUUGGAAGGCGGAUUCUUAACCACUGGACCACCAGGGAAGCCCCCCGUUGGUUGCAUCUUGUGACUCAGAGCUAGUCGUCUGAAGAUGGGGAGCAAAGAGAUGGAAGAAAGUGGGCAGUGAUGACCCAGAAUGGUGACCUUACCAGCUCUGAAGCUGCUCUGUAUUGGGAAGACCUGAGGUCAUGUGUAAGCCUGUUGGAGUUGAGAUUUUUCUGUCACUUGGGGCUGUAAGGCAUGCUAACAUUGCAGAGGUAUGCAUUUUUAAAAAUUAGCCAUUCACAAGUGUUAGAUAUAGGAAUUUGGGGGCAAGAAUAAUUUCUUUGAGAAAAUGAUUCAGCCGCUGCUUUCUGCUUUGUAAAUUUCCAUGUAAUGAAGAAAUAAUGUUAUUUCUUGUUUGAGAGAAAUAGAGUGCAGGAGAUUUCCUCUUGGCACCUAGUUACAUAUUAAGUAUUCUUUCUCUUUAUAUGAAACAACCUUUUAAAAAUUAAAUGAAUUUUUCAUUGAUCUUUAACCACUUUUUUCUUGACAAGAUGUGGCUUGAUGUAAGUAAGGGUCUGAUUUUUAUUUUUCUAAUGAAUUGCUAGUUGUCCUUACACCAUUUAACUAAUCUUUUUGUCGCUGAUUUGAAAUAUGAUCUUUAUUGUGGCUUAAAUUUUCAUGUGUAGUGGCUUUGCUUCCUGUCUGCUCAGCACCGUUCCCUACAUCCUUCCAGAAAGAAGCUGAGACCCCAGAGCUGGCACAUUUCCUGGUGGGCCAGUCACAGCACCAUCUUCCUGGCCCAGUUUGGUUGUUCCCAGGAUGGACACUUAAUCUGAGAGGCCAGGGAGAGCCAAUGGGAGUUCUCACAGGGGUUUGCAAUAGCAGAUGAUUGUAGACCAGUGGUUGGUCUGUUUUGACCUUGGAGCUGCAGGCAGCUUGGUUACAUUGUCUUAUUUGCCUUCUCUGUCCUGACUCACAGGUUGUAAGUACUCUGGUUCUUUCCAGGUUUUUGUUUUAUUUAUAUAGCUAAUAUUUUACACUUGUGCUAAUUAAAGUGGUAUUUUAAUUGCUCUUGCUUUGUAACACUUCUCCAAGUCCCUCUUCAUUUCUAUUUUUCAAGACUUUCUUGGCUUUUCCCACAUUAGUUCUUAGAGGCGACCUUUAGAACGGAUUUACCAGGCUCCUCUCCGGAGCUUUUUGGGAUUCUGAUUGAAUUUAAAUUUAGUCUCAAGUAGCUGCCUACUGAGUGGCACUCCUAAUCCCACUGGCUGGACCACUUCCCCCCAACCAGAGGCAGGGCUCAGAGACAGUUUCUGUUGGUCUUUCUCCUGUGAGUGGGCCAUACUUUGUUUCUUUGCAUGUUUUGCUGAAAACUAGACAUUUUAAAUAUGAUAACGUGGGAACUCUGGAAAUCAGAUUCUCCCCCUGCCCCAGGAAUUUUUUGUUGUGGGUUCUUGUCGUUUGCUUCCUUAUUGACUUUUCUAAACUAUUUUUAUAAGUCUAUAUUCUUUGUCAUGUGUGGCCACUUAACUCUUUUUAGUUUUUAUUUUAUACUGGAGUAUAGUUGAUUUACAAUGUAAUGUUAGUUUCUGUUGUACAACAAAGUGAUUCAUAAAGAUUCAUAAAGAAUAUAUGUAUUAUUUUUCAUAUUCCUUUCCAUUGUGAUUUAUUACAAGUUAUUGAAUAUAGUUCCCUGUGCUAUACAAUAGGUCCUUGUUAGUUAUCUAUCUUAUAUAUAGUAGUGUGUAUAUGUUAAUCCCAAACUCUUAAUUUAUCCCUCCCCACUGCCUUUCCCCCUUUGGUAACCAUAAGUUUGUUUUUGAAGUCUGUGAAUCUGUUUGUUUUGUAAAUAAGCUCAUUUGUAUCAUUUUUUUUUAGAUUCCACAUAUAAGUGAUAUCAUUUAUUUGUCUUUGUCUGACUGACUUCACUUAGUAUGAUAAUCUCUGGGUCCAUCCAUGUCGCUACAAAUAGUGUUAUUUCAUUCUUUAUGUCUGGGUAAUAUUCCAUUGUAUAUAUGUACCACAUUUUCUUUAUCCAUUCCUCUGUUGAUGGGCAUUUAGGUUGCUUCCAUGCCUUGGCUAUUGUAAAUAGUACUGCUAUGAACAUUGGGGUGCAUGUAUCUUUUCGAAUUAUGGUUUU